AUGAAAGUACUUCUAUCCAUCCUAUUCUUCAAUUUUGUUUCCUCUACUUUGACACAAGCUACUUCGACAGAUAAUAAUGCCAAUAUUUAUAUUGUAUAUAUGGGAGCUAAAAAGAAUAAUCAUGAUUUUCUUCUUAACUCUUUGUUGCCAAGGAAUAAAAAUGCAUUAGUACACAAUUACAAGAAUGGAUUUUCAGGAUUCGCUGCUCGACUAACAGAAUUAGAGACUCAUAAAAUUGCCAAACAACCCGAGGUUGUUUCAGUGUUUCGAGACCCAAUACUUCAACUUCAUACAACCCGUUCUUGGGAUUUUUUAGAGUCUCAACCAUUAUCCAAUAAUGAUCCUAUGUCAUCUUCAGAAGGAUAUGACACUAUUAUUGGAUUUCUAGAUACCGGUAUAUGGCCUGAAUCAAAAAGUUUUGAAGACAAAAACAUGGGUCCAAUACCUUCAAGAUGGAAAGGGAAAUGUAUGGAGGGACCAGACUUCAGUGCAUCAAAGUGUAACAAGAAACUAAUAGGAGCCAGAUUCUACAAUGGCGCUACAUCAGCGAGAGACAUGUUUGGGCAUGGCACCCAUGUAUCAUCUACAGCAGCAGGAAGUUCAGUUGAAAACGCAUCGUAUUACGGUAUAACCAAUGGAACAGCUAGAGGAGGAUCUCCUACAUCACGUAUAGCAAUGUAUCGUGUGUGCACAUCAGAUGGUUCUUGUUUAGGAUCAAAUAUAUUGGCUGCUUUUGAUGAUGCUAUUUCUGAUAAUGUGGAUGUAUUAUCUUUAUCACUUGGUUCUUCCAUGGAACAUGAUUUUGCGUAUAAUGCCAUUGCUAUUGGAUCAUUUCAUGCUGUUCAGAAAGGGAUUACUGUAGUCUGUUCUGCUGGGAAUGAAGGACCUUUUCCUCAAUCAUUAGCUAAUGAAGCUCCUUGGAUUUUGACUGUUGGUGCUACUACUGUUGAUCGUGAUCUUGUUUCCGAUGUCAUCUUGGGAAACAAUAAAGUUGUUAAGGGUGAAUCCAUUAAUUUAUCCGAACUUAAAGACUCCCCAAUUUACCCACUGAUUCCUGGUUCUGCUGCCAAGACAAAAUCUGCAAGUGAAGCUGAUGCAAGGCAAUGUUUGGCAAGCAGUAUGGAUCCAGAAAAGAUCAAGGGUAAUAUAGUAAUUUGCUGGGAUGAAGAUGAGACAAUAUCUAGCUUGAUAAAGAAGACAAAUAUAAUUAAGGAUAAUGAUGGAGUUGGAAUAAUAAUAAUCAGUGAUUCAUAUAGAUUGGUUGCCUUUAAUACCCUUAAUUUCCCAACUGCUGUGGUUAGCUCAAAGGACGCUAUAGAUAUCAUUUUAUACAUCAAAUCAACAAAAAACCCCUCUGCAACAAUUUUAGCUACAAAAACAAUUCCAAAUUUUAAGCCAGCACCAACUGUUGCAACAUUCUCUUCAAGGGGCCCUUCAUAUAACACAAAAAACCUUCUCAAGCCUGAUAUAGCUGCACCAGGAGUUAGUAUCCUUGCUGCAUGGAUUGGUAAUGACACAUCAAACGCAACCACUCCUACUGGCAGACAACCUCCGCAGUUCAAAUUGAUUUCUGGAACCUCUAUGUCUUGUCCUCAUGUUUCUGCUAUUGCAGCCAACAUCAAAUCUCAUAACCCAACUUGGAGUCCUGCUGCUAUCAAGUCUGCUAUUAUGACAACUGCGAUUCAAACCAACAACUUGAAAGAAGCAAUAACCACAGAAACAGGUUUGGCAGCCACACCAUAUGACUUUGGUGCUGGAGAGGUGAGGCCUACACAAGGAUUACAACCGGGACUCAUUUAUGAUGUCGACACCCUUGACUACCUCAACUUCCUCUGCUACUUGGGUUACGAUCUCUCGAAAAUUAAGCUUAUUGCAGGUAAACUUCCAAGUGGGUUUUCUUGCCCCAAAAACUCGAGCCCAUCCAUGGUUUCCAACAUCAACUACCCAUCCAUUGUUGUGUCAAUGAACGCAACAACAAAGACAGUUGAAGUGAAUAGAACAUUAACUAAUGUAGGAGAAGAGGCAGUAUACACUUUGACAAUAGAUAAGCCUACUGGAGUAGAGGUAACUGUGAGUCCUAAUGAGCUGAAAUUCACAGCAAAGACCAAGGUGUUGGAGUACAAAGUUACAUUUACAACAUCAUCUUCUUCUGUGAAGGGGGAUUUGUUUGGGGCUAUUACAUGGAAAAGCAACAAGUACAAAGUCAGAAGUCCAUUUGUUGUAAUCAUUUAGUAGAUUAUUUGACAUUGUUAGUGAUUCC
Molecule: messenger RNA, 2260 nt
Organism: Amaranthus tricolor (Joseph's coat)
Lineage: Eukaryota; Viridiplantae; Streptophyta; Magnoliopsida; Caryophyllales; Amaranthaceae
Product: CO(2)-response secreted protease-like
Exons: 9
Coding region: 1-2232 (743 amino acids)
Biological process (GO): proteolysis
Molecular function (GO): serine-type endopeptidase activity
Source: RefSeq, a predicted model, not a curated record